This is a messenger RNA of Chanos chanos (milkfish), 594 nucleotides long. RefSeq names its product dual specificity phosphatase 26 (gene dusp26). The coding region runs from base 1 to 594 and encodes 197 amino acids. Gene Ontology annotation, biological process: protein dephosphorylation; negative regulation of MAPK cascade. The record is from RefSeq and is a predicted model, not a curated record. Lineage: Eukaryota; Metazoa; Chordata; Actinopteri; Gonorynchiformes; Chanidae. The transcript has 3 exons. Gene Ontology annotation, cellular component: cytoplasm. Gene Ontology annotation, molecular function: MAP kinase phosphatase activity; protein tyrosine/serine/threonine phosphatase activity.
AUGGCCUUUAUGUCAAGAUUCUCUCGGUCGCGGAGCAACUCAAGAUCACCCAGCAGAAGAGAAUCGGAAAAGGGUUCACCUGUGCUUACAAUUGCAGAACUCGAGCGGCUCCUUUAUACGGGAAAAACAGCUUGCAAUCAUGCUGACGAAGUGUGGCCAAGACUUUAUAUUGGUGACCAAGAUAUCGCCUCAGAUCGCAGAGAACUUGUAAAACUGGGGAUUACUCAUAUCCUCAAUUGCGCGCAGAGCAAAUGGCGGGGCGGAGCGGAGUAUUACGCAGGCAUGAACAUCACCUACCAUGGAAUUGAAGCACAUGACUCACCCUCUUUUGAUAUGAGCGUGAACUUCUACCCUGCUGCGGAGUUUAUUCACAAGGCAUUGAGCGGUGGAGGGAAAGUCCUUGUGCACUGUGCUGUUGGGGUGAGUCGUUCUGCAACACUUGUUCUGGCAUACCUCAUGAUCAGACAGAACAUGACUCUCGUGGAGGCCAUCAAAACUGUAAAAGACCAUCGCGGUGUUAUCCCCAACCGCGGCUUCCUACGCCAGCUUAGCGGUCUGGAUAGCAUUCUGCGCGCUAGUCGCAAUGCCACGUAG